Messenger RNA from Prosopis cineraria, 1212 nucleotides. RefSeq names its product WAT1-related protein At1g25270-like. The record is from RefSeq and is a predicted model, not a curated record. Lineage: Eukaryota; Viridiplantae; Streptophyta; Magnoliopsida; Fabales; Fabaceae. Bases 1 to 1212 code for a protein of 403 amino acids. Gene Ontology annotation, molecular function: transmembrane transporter activity. The transcript is spliced from 7 exons. Gene Ontology annotation, cellular component: plasma membrane.
AUGGGGAAUAUGGGGAAGGUGAUGGAAGAUUUGAAGCCAGCGUUGAUGAUGAUAAUGGUUCAAGUGGGAAAUGCAGGAGUGAGCAUAUUAUGCACAGUGGUUUCACAUGAUGAAGACGCCGGCUUGAGUAUUCUCAUAGCUUAUCGUUUCCUCUUCGCUUCUAUUUUCAUGCUUCCUCUUGCUUUCUUCGUCGAAAGGAAGAGCAAACCCAAGAUCACAGGGAAAGUGUUGUUACAAGCAUUUAUGUGUGGGAUAUUUGGGGGAUCAUUGCAACAAAAUUUAUUUGUGGAAGCAGUGUCUUUAGCGGGAGCCACGUACGCCACGGCGGCCAUGUUCAACCUCAUUCCUGGUGCAACCUUCGUCUUAGCUGUUUGUUUUGGAUUGGAGAAGAUGAAUAUAGGAAGAUUAUCAGGAAAGGCGAAGGUGGGAGGGACAGUGAUGGGAAUUGGUGGGGCCAUGAUGCUGACGUUCUACAAGAGCAACGAGAUACACUUACGUUCAACUCACUUCAAUAUUAUCAAACACGUGGCCCCACAGAAGGGGUCCACCACUCAAGUUUGGGGCAUUGCUUUGGCCUUUGGCACUUGUCUCUCCUACUCCCUCUGGUUGAUCAUUCAGGCAAAGAUGAGUGAGAAGUUUCCGUGGGCUUAUACAAGUGCAGCUUUGAUGUCAGUGAUGGCAGCAAUACAGUCUGUCAUUUUUGCUCUCUUCAUGGAGAGAGAUUGGACUCGUUGGAAGCUCCGUUGGGACACCUUCCUUCUCACUGCUUUCUAUAUGGGAAUUGUGGCGUCUGGACUAGCUUGGGUUUUAAUCACGUGUGUCGUACGCCAGAAAGGACCACUCUACACUUCCAUUUUCAACCCUCUCUUUCUUGUAGUCGUCGUCAUCGCUAGCUAUUUCAUCUUAGAUGAGAAGUUGCAUUUGGGAAGCCUGAUGGGAUCCAUCUUGAUAAUAACGGGGCUAUACGCAGUCUUGUGGGGCAAAGGCGAAGAAUUCAAGACAAAAACAGCAGAUCAGAAUGUUGCUGAAGCAGAAGACUCAGUUGAAUUAGGAGACUCCUUGCAGAUAACUACCCCAAAUAAUGAUCAUCAAGGUACUAAUAAAACUGUUAAUCAUGAGGGCGAAAGUGAUCAGACCACGACUAAGCCUGUUGGUUUUACUGCCACUCUGUUUAGUUUCUUCACUUCAAAUCCGAUGAUCAGAAAACAAUGA